Prinia subflava (tawny-flanked prinia) is the source of this 5815-nucleotide messenger RNA. RefSeq names its product GATA binding protein 4 (gene GATA4). The transcript is spliced from 6 exons. Lineage: Eukaryota; Metazoa; Chordata; Aves; Passeriformes; Cisticolidae. Gene Ontology annotation, molecular function: zinc ion binding; DNA-binding transcription factor activity, RNA polymerase II-specific; RNA polymerase II cis-regulatory region sequence-specific DNA binding. The record is from RefSeq and is a predicted model, not a curated record. Gene Ontology annotation, cellular component: nucleus. Gene Ontology annotation, biological process: negative regulation of transcription by RNA polymerase II; cell fate commitment; positive regulation of transcription by RNA polymerase II. The coding region runs from base 140 to 1378 and encodes 412 amino acids.
AAAUCGCAUCGCUGGUGGUGUUUUGGUUUUGGCUGGAAGGCUGAGCCCACGCGAGACCGCUCCGGGGAAAAGUGGAGCCGAGGGUCGCUCCGGACCGCGGCCGGGGAGCCGGCUGGGCUUUGGGGAGGCCCCGCACGAGAUGUACCAGAGCUUAGCCAUGGCAGCAAACCCCGGGCCUCCGGCGUACGAGGGGACAGGUGGCUUCAUGCACAGCGCGGCCGCAGCGUCCCCGGUCUAUGUGCCCACCACGAGGGUCACGUCCAUGCUCCCCAGCCUGCCGUACCUGCAGAGCACCGGCUCUUCCCAGCAAGGCAGCCCCGUCUCCAGCCACUCCAUCUGGACUCAGCCCGGAGCCGAAAGCGCCGCUUACAACCCUGGAUCUUCUCACCCUCCCGUGUCUCCUCGGUUCUCCUUCUCCACCAGCACCCCCAUCCCGGUCACCUCUUCCCGGGAAGCGGCGGCGGCUUACAGCAGCUCCUUGAACCUUUCUGCUAACGGGAGGGAGCAGUACAGCAGGGGCUUCGGCAGCUCCUAUUCCAGCCCCUACCCGGCCUACAUGAGCCCCGAAAUGGCCACGACCUGGACUUCCUCGCCCUUCGACAGCCCCAUGCUGCACAACCUGCAGAGCCGAGGGACGCCCGCAGCCGCCCGCCACGCCAACAUCGCAGAAUUUUUUGAUGAUUAUUCCGAGGGGCGAGAAUGUGUCAACUGUGGGGCCAUGUCCACCCCGCUGUGGAGGAGGGACGGCACGGGGCACUACCUCUGCAACGCCUGCGGGCUCUACCACAAGAUGAACGGCAUCAACCGGCCCCUGUUCAAACCCCAGAGGAGGCUGUCAGCAUCCCGCCGUGUUGGACUCUCCUGUGCCAACUGCCACACGACCACCACCACGCUCUGGCGCAGGAACGCCGAGGGGGAGCCCGUCUGCAACGCCUGCGGGCUCUACAUGAAGCUCCACGGGGUUCCAAGGCCUUUAGCCAUGAGAAAAGAGGGAAUUCAGACGAGGAAACGCAAGCCUAAGAACCUUAACAAAACAAAGGCACCCGCAGGCCCAUCCAGCAGCGAGAGUCUUACCCCGACCACCAGCUCCACCAGCAGCAGCAGCAGCAGCACCACGACCACCGAGGAAAUGCGCCCCAUCAAAACAGAACCCGGGCUCUCAUCUCACUAUGGGCACCCCAGCCCUGUUUCUCAGGCAUUCUCAGUCUCUGCCAUGUCCGGACAUGGAUCAUCCAUUCACCCUGCGAUCUCAGCUCUGAAGCUCUCCCCCCAGGCUUACCAGUCAGCCAUGAGCCAGUCUCCUCAAACCAGCUCCAAACAGGACUCCUGGAACAGCCUGGUGCUGGCUGAGAACCACGGGGACAUCAUAACUGCAUAACCUGGCCCUUGCCCCAUGAACUCCAGGCUGAUAUGCUUGAGAGAUGAAGAAGAUGCCACAAAAUCAAGUCAAUGUCGUCUCCACCUCCCCUGCUCUCCUGCCUUCUCUCCCCUUGUGAGAUGUUCCAGCAAAGAGGUAAAGAGAACUUAUCUGAGGUGGAGGGGAGCUCCUAUAAAAUGAACAGAGAAGACUCAAAUCUCAGAGUGACUCAAGGAUUUGAAGCCUAUUUUCCCCACUUUAAAUGAGCCUGUCUAUUUGACUGUCACCACUUAUUAUGAAACAGCCAGAAACACAGAGAUGGACACAGUUCUUGAGUUUUAUUUAACAAAAUCUGGCAUUUUAAGACUCAGGCAGUGGUGGAGCAGAGACACUUCUUCUGUCACCACCCACUCUUUUCCUGAACAGAAGAAAAUGCCAUUGUCUUCUCAUGACCCAAAUUCAGUGAUCUUCCACCAAACGGAGGCAGUUCCAGUUUGCUGAACAGACUUCACUAGAGAUUCUUUAGUGGCUUUAGUGGAUUUGAUAUGAUGUAGGGCAGAGAAAAAAAGAGACAUCCCCAUUCCUCCUCAGCUCACACAUGUAGAGCAUUGUCUUCAUUUUCCUAGAUGGUCUGGAAAGCUCAUGAAUGUCCGUAUUUAAUAGUAACUCCUUUCCUAUUUAUCACCACGAAAUCGUGGGACUGUGUUUUUAGAAGGUUGUUGGCUGAGCCUGGAGUAGGUCUGUCCAAAGUCAAAGAGGGAUUUUGGAGGAAGGAACCUUCUGGAAGAAGGUAGAUGAGACCCAUGCUGGUCAUCAAACCCUGGAGAAAAUGGCUGGGCUCUUCCCUGAUGGAUAGCGACAAGCCAGGCUUAGAGAUGAUUCAAGAGCACAGCAAGUGAAAGAUGCUCUUCUAAUGCUGCUGUGCCAUUGCUUUUCAGACAGAUAAUUUAAUUAUUUUGCCUAUUUUAUGUUGGUUUGGGUGCCACUGGUGAAAUCUGACUGUCACUUAUUUUCGGGUGUACUGUGAGUGCCCACUUUCCCCCUAACAGCUGGCUCCUGAUCAUUUCCCACAUCUAGUCCUUUAGGAUUUCACUUUUUGCAGCAAGCAGUGGCUUCAGCCCCUACUGGAGGUGGCAGGGGCAGUUUUCUUUAUCAAGCCUGCAAGAGAAGCACAACUCCAUUAAACAAGACUCGACUGUUUGCUUGCCUAUAAGGCUCUCAGCUACCAGAGAAUCCUGGCAAAUGGAGUUGGAAGAGAUGCUAAGAGCCCACUGACUCAUUCCCUUUUUCCAAAGGGAUCAGUCCUGCCUAAUCCAGCCCUGACUGCUCUGCCUCUGGUUUAACAAACUCAAACUCCAGCACCACAGAUGCCACAGCUCCCCUGGGCAGUCCAAGUGCUUCACCAGAUGCUUCCCGUGACAUUUGCAUCAACAUUUCCAAGGAAGGACAGCUUUGCCUGUCCAUGCAGAGAGUUCCUGGGAGACCUCAUCCUGCAAGAUUCUUCACUCUUGUUUCUGUCUGCUCCCAAGCUCUGUUACUCUUCUUGCCUUCCCAGCUCCUCUCUUUUCCUCCCCGCAUUGAGUACAGAAAUACCAAGUGAAAAAUCUCUGUGGGGGAUUGUGCAGCCCUCCCAAAUGUGCCAUCCUCUGUCUCCCACUGUUUAACAUUCCCACAGGGAGUGUUCUUCCACACAAACUAAGGCACAUGGCUUGGUGAAGACGAGAGCCAUGGACAGGUUUGAAACAAAAGAAUGGCACUGUGUUGUCUUUGUUUGAAGUCACCCUUUUCCUCCCGGUGGUGUAAAAGCUUCUCUAAGGAGAAGGAUUCAACUGGACUGGUCGUGACUGGAGAGUCCUGGACCCUCUCACAUUCCUCGUUCUCUCCAUAGCUCAGAUUUGCAAGGUUUUGGAGGGGUGACAGAGCCUCCACACUCCCUAGAGAAAAACACCAUGGCAAUGAUGCCAUGGGAACAGGGGGGUGGUGAUUGCACCAGCUCCCACUCUGUCUUGCCGAGCUAAUGCAGUGUUUAGCCUCAUUAGUGCUAAUUACAGAUGAGGGAAGGACAUUCAUGAAACAUGAAUAAAAAGAAAUGAAAUUCUGUGAUUUUGUUCAGACCUGCUAGGCUUUAGAGAAGAGGCCAUAAAUAGCACUGAAAAAUAAGAAUUUGAGGUGAAAACACAAAGGUGUUCCUCCAUUGGCAGGAAGAUCUUUAACCAAACUCCUUCUUGAAGUAAAUCCCUUUGUAAAUGGCAGUCGAGGUCUCCCGGGAUCUGGCUGUGAAUUCCUGGCCAUAACACAGCAGCCUGCACCACAAAAUGCCACAUGGCUCAUGCCAGCUUUUGAGAUAUUCAGAACUACCUGGGAAAGCCCAAGAGGGAGAGGAGCCUCCUGGAGAGGAUUAAAAGUCCAGACCAACCACAUGCAAGUCUCUUUUUCCAUCUGGAGGCUCACAGUGGUUCUGUCUACCUUCCCCUCCCUAUUGCUGUGCUCCUCCUCCUUCCUUCAAGGCCAAAUUCCCCAGUGGAAUUUUUCUCCUGCCCUUAGAACCCACUCAGAGAUGCCAGAAAGAACUCUGCUCAUAAUACCAGAAGGAAAAAUCCCUGCAGAAUAUAUCUGCCUUAUGUCCCCUUGGUAGAGAUUUAUGAAUUGGAUUUUAGCCUUCCUCAAAGCCUGAAAACAAUUCUUGAAUCAGUGAGGAGCAUUUGCAGAUCCCUGCUAACAGAACAAGGCAUCUGCUUUCAAAAGGUGAAGCUCUGGGUGCUUUAGGGGUAGAGGACAACUCUUUAGGGAUAGAAAUUAGCUUUUUUGUCCCCCUUUCUGACCCAGGAGCAGAAGUUUGGAUACACCAGGUUCUGUGGUUCUUUUCAAUCACCCAAAACUGUUGUAGAGCUGCUGUUGGCCCAAGAGAUUUUGUCUUUUUCAGGCCAACGCUGAUAUCAGGAUGGUGAGAGACUGACCUCAGAUGCAGCAUCAUAAUUUCAGAUGGGGUACAAACACAUCAUAAUUGAUGGAUCCCCUUCUUUAGAGCUUCUAAUGAUCAAAUUACAGAGUAAUUAACUCAGAAGGGAUGAGAUCAGGUCUCUCAAGGCCCUGUUCGGGCAACUUUUGAAUAUUCCCAAGGAUGGAAAUCCCACCGCCUCUCUGGGUUCCCUUUCCAGUGUGUGCUGGUUUUGCAUUGAUUGAAGAAAGCUGUGGCAAAAACCAGUUAGUGAUGAGGAGCACUGAAACAACAAGCAGGUAGAUCAGGCUGCAAAGAUAGAGGUGUCAAAGAUAGACUUGGGUUGGCAAACUUGAAACCACUACAGAGUGUUUGACCACCCUCAUGCUGGAAAUGUUCUUCCAAGAAUCACUGGCAAAUUCAUUGCUCACAGUUUGGGAUUCCCACGUGAGGAGUCAUUGUGAGAGGCUGACAGUGGUCUCCAAGCCCAGGAAUCACUCAGAGCCACGUCUUGCAGGUAGGAGCUGGGAUGGCCAAUGCAGGAUAGCAACUGCAGAAGUGACAGACCAAGGGACACUCACAGGAGAAGAGGAUUAAAGUGCUGCCACUUUCAGGACACUCAGCUCCUUCCAGCAAGAGGAGCCAAUUACAAAGUUCCAGGUUCCACCUGAGCUCUGCUUUCCUGCUUGUGGUGGGGGAGGUAAUGAAUUAUAUCCAUUUAUUAGAGACCCAUUAAGGCAAAGUAAUUAUUGGUUUUAUUAUUGCUUUUAUUGCUGGAGAACCUAGUGAGAUCCAUAUCAGGUCCUACACAAAUACAGGACUGAGAACUAUCCCUUCCCUGAGGAGCAAGAGGGAAGGGUCCACUCCUCAGAACUCCUCAACACACUUAAAAAUGCAUUUGUGGGAUUUGUUCCCCUUGAGAUUAUUCCUAAUCAGGAAAAUUUUGACACUGAAGGGUUAUUAGCACAAAGUUUGGUUGUGCCAAACCAGACCUUGGCAUCGGCCCAGUGGCCACCAAAGUGAGAUGGGCAGAUGAGAACCAGGACAGGGAGGCAAAAAGGUCAUUUAACCAUUUCUAAAUGUCUUUGCUCUUUGUGGAAGUGCAGUAUGUUGAUCCACUUCUGUUAUUCUUUGUAAAUUGAUCAGACAAGAUCCACAGAUCACUUGCAAUCUUAUGGGCUUGGAUGGAGAGGGUGCAAUCAGGAGGAGCUCAGGAAUAUUGCAAGGGAGCUUUAAAACCAAUCAAGAACUCCAAAUGUAACAUUGAAGCUGUGACUAUGUCAGGGGUGGUGUUUUGUUUUGCCUUUUUUUCUCCCCAUGUAUAAAGUUUGAAGCUUCCCAGGUGAUCUGGGAAGGUCUCAUGGAAACAGACACUUAUUUGUAAAGGGGAGAGGGAAACCAACCAACUGAACAAGCUGUAAUUAUUUAAAGAUGUAAAAAAAUAUCUAUUAUGAAGUAGUAUGGCUACCAAUCCACGUAACUUCUACACCUUUAGAACUAAUGGAAAUAAAACAAUGAUA